This is a messenger RNA of Fusarium redolens, 1275 nucleotides long. Its product is annotated as globin-like protein. Bases 10 to 1275 code for a protein of 421 amino acids. Gene Ontology annotation, biological process: cellular response to nitrosative stress; nitric oxide catabolic process. Gene Ontology annotation, molecular function: FAD binding; nitric oxide dioxygenase [NAD(P)H] activity; heme binding. NCBI's taxonomy places the organism in Eukaryota, Fungi, Ascomycota, Sordariomycetes, Hypocreales, Nectriaceae. Gene Ontology annotation, cellular component: intracellular anatomical structure. The record is from RefSeq and is a predicted model, not a curated record. The transcript has a single exon.
CUAUUCGCCAUGUCGCUAACAGCUUCCCAAGUUGACAUUGUCAAAUCGACAGCUCCUGUUCUUAAGAUUCAUGGAGAGACCAUUACAUCCUUGUUCUACAAGAACUUAAUUGGCACCUACCCCGAGCUCCGCAACAUCUUCAACCUCAGUCAUCAACAUGAUGGCGCUCAAGCAAAAGCUCUGGCUGGUGCGGUGCUCGCGUAUGCAACCUAUAUCGACAGGCCCGAAGUUUUAACGUCUACAAUCGAACGCAUUGCCCAGAAACAUGUCAGUCUGAAGGUCACGGAAGACCAAUAUGCUCUUGUUGGCGAGCAGCUUAUCAAAGCCAUCGCAGAAGUACUGGGCGAUGCCCUGACGGAUGAUAUCGCUGAUGCGUGGACGGCUGCCUACGGUCAACUGGCCGGCAUCUUUAUCAACCGCGAGAAGCAAUUGUAUCAAGAGGCCGGCGAGUGGGACGGCUGGAGAAAGUUCAAGAUCGCCAAGCGUGAGAAGGAGGCCGACUUCAUCACAAGCUUCUAUCUGGUUCCAUCGGAUGGCAAGACACCAUUGCCUCUGUUCCGUCCUGGUCAGUAUGUCAGCCUACGAGUCAACGUUCCUGAACUUGGUGGCAUCUUCCAGUGUCGUCAGUACAGCAUGAGUCAGGUACCUCACAGUGACCACUACCGAAUCAGUGUCAAGAAGGAGAGCUUCACUUUGGAAGGAAAGGACGAGCCUUUGCCCGGCACCGUCUCCAAUCUUCUACAUAGCCACUAUCAGGUUGGAGAUGAGCUUGAGAUGACAUAUCCUCGUGGCGAAUUCUGGCUUGACAUUGAAGAUGAUACAAAGGUCAAUGCACCUCUCGUCCUGAUCUCGGCGGGCGUUGGUGUUACACCUUUGUUUUCCAUGCUUGAGUCAGUUUUGAGCUCGUCUCGAUCGAAGAUGGCGAACAGACCUAUCCUUUGGCUGCAUGGAGCUAGAACGUCUCAGCAGAUGGCUUUUCGUAGGCACGUUCGCAGUGUGUCACAGGGCCACAAGAACGUCGAGACCCUUAUCUGGAUCAAGAACGUGGCGCAAAACGAUAAGAAGGGCGAAGAUUACGAUUUCGAGGGACGGUUAGACCUUGAUGUUGUGUAUCAAGCAAAGAAGGAAGAAUUACAAAACGAGCAAGCCCAAUUCUUCAUCUGUGGCCCUGCUUCCUGGAUGGUAGCAACAAGGGAUAAACUACAAAGUUUGGGGGUUGCGCACGAGCAGAUCAACAUGGAGCUUUUCGGAACUGGCAGUGUCAAUCAAGAGUGA